GUACCCGUUUCUUUUUAAAGAAAUCAAGGCUGCAUGUGCUAAUGCUUGUUUUGAUUUUCCUGUUAGGAAGGCGAUGUCCUACUAUAGAUUUAGCGAAUGGCAGAAUAGUAAAAUCAAAUGACUUGCGGCUAGGUGAUGAAAUAACUCUAGGCUGUGAUGAGGGGCACAGAAUGGUAGGUGAAAAGACUCUUCGAUGUAGGCUUAUUCAAAACAAAGUUGAUUGGGAUAAAGAACUUCCACUUUGCCAACGAGUCCCCUGUUUCCCCCCUCCUAAGAUUGCCAAUGGUCAACACAGUACCACAUCUGAUGGAGAGUAUAGCUAUGGCACAUCAGUGACGUACACUUGUGAUCCUUAUCACUCACUUAUUGGAAACCGUACUAUUACAUGUUUAGUGGCUGCAGAUGGUGUAACCGGAGAGUGGCGUCCAGCUGCACCUGAAUAUUCCGCCACCAUCAGUCCAGUUAGAAGUACCAAAAAACCAACUUCUAGCACAAGACCUACAAACAAACCACUGCCGACUCCUGCAGGCGAUCCAGAUUCUGACAACACCCCAGCAAUUAUUAUCGGAUUUGUCCUGGCUUGUUUAGUUGUGCCUUGUCUAGUUACUGCGUUUUGGAAAUACAGGUCUUCCAUGAAAAAUAGAGGACCUGAAGCUCCUUCUAGGCCUGCUCAAUUUGACAAGUCGGUAUCAAAAUCUGGAUUGGAACCCAAAGGUUCUCAAUUGAACAAAGUUUCUUCAGUACAACUGUAAUCCAGCACCCUUCCAGCUGAUCAUUAAUUCCUAACAGUUCUGAUUUUUACAACUGGAAAUGAGAAUUGAGGGAAGGACUAUGUGGAAAGUCAAAGCAAUUUUCAUUAAAAACUGGCUAUCCAGGCUAUUCAGCUACUUGAAGCAUGAAGCAGUACUAGACCCCAACACAACUCUCAUCAUUUGCUCUUACUUUUGCGUAGAACUGGGUUCCAGUUUCCCUUGAAGAAUGUCUCUUUAAGUGCCUUAAUCAAAUACAGAGCCAAACAGAACUGAUUGUGUAUCUAUGCUGGCAAGGUGUUUUACUAUUUCUUCAAACCUUGUAAAGAUGUAAUGGGUUCUGUGUAGGAAAUGUGAAAUGUUACCAUUUGUUUCCUAGAAUCUUGUUCAUCUCAUGAAACGGAGGGGGCAAGUGUAGCUGUUAAAAUUUACCAAACUUUUGACUUCCUCAAGCCUUUCUCAUGCAGAAUUCUAAAAGCUGCCUUGAUUUCCUUUUCAAAAGUGUAAACAAUAAUAUAUGCCUAAUAUUAUAUGUGCCAUAUAUGUCAUAGGCAAACAAAAGCUCUGCAUCCUUAACCAAAAAAAUCCAGGAACACUUUUACAACACCUUAAUUUCAGUGGGAACAAGUUAAGUAAAAUAACUCUCCCAUUAAAAUCAUUUAGAGUGAAAAGUGCAGUGCUUCAGAUAGCUUGAAUUCAAGCUUGCUCUAUUCAUGAAGGUAUUUUGUCUGUUAUACUUUGUUUUUUUAAAUCUAAUUG
Zootoca vivipara (common lizard) is the source of this 1508-nucleotide messenger RNA. Lineage: Eukaryota; Metazoa; Chordata; Lepidosauria; Squamata; Lacertidae. The record is from RefSeq and is a predicted model, not a curated record.